AUAUAUAUAUUAUAUAUUUGAUAACCAUUGUUGCAGGAAACCUGGGCCUUAAAAGUAUUACUCUCUGUAUGGCUUGUGCAUUUUCUAAAAUCCAGAACUUGAGUUCUUAAUAACUGUUGUUAUUAUGCUUCAGUGAUCUAACUGAUCAUUUCUUCUUCUCAAAUCAAAACAAACCAAAUUGAUUGUUUAAAAAUACUCGUGCUCGCCAUUUUCUGUUAAAAUAGAAAUGUUAUAAUAAUGACAAUAAUAACAUUAAAGUCAGUGACUCCGCCUCGCCGCCAGGCGGCAGCACCACGACGCGUCCUGCGCGCUUCUACUGUAGUUCGGAGGAAGAAGGGAACUUUCCCCGGAAAAGAGUGCAGGCUUUGCCGGUAGAUCCCACGCCUCGUCCCCCCCUCCCGUGUUAGCGUGUUUCGCGGGUCAUUGUGGUCCUCUCUGGGGUUCUGUGCCCGCCAUGCAGCCUGCAGGAGGCGGCGGGCCUCGGCCUCUGUUCGGCGGCGCGCUGUCGGCCGUCCUCCCCCCCGGAGCCCGAGACGCCAGCGAGCUGAGGGAGAUCCCGGACAACCAGGAGGUGUUCGCCCACCAGCACGGCGACCAGAGCCUGAUCGUGGAGCUGCUGGAGUACCAGGGCCAGGUCGCGGACCGGGACGCCGCCCGCUACCACUUCGAGGACAUCGCGGGUGGCAACAAAGCUCUGGAGCCGGGCUCCUUCGAGGUGACCGGCGUGGUGCAGGUGUCCGGGUCCGAGCUGUCCCUGACGGACUGCAGCUCCGCGUGGACGCUCACCGGCACGCAGCGCGUGUCCAAGUUCAACGAGCAGGCGAGGAACACGGUGAGGCUCCACCUGGGUCUGUUCCGCCUGCCCCGGUUCUCCACCGACGUCCUGGUGACCUUCAACGACCCGCAGAGCAUCAGCCCGGACAGCAGCAGCGCCGCCGCGGCGGGAGGGGGCCACGGGGAGCCGUGGACCGUGCAGGACUUCCGGGGCCUGCUGCGGACUCUGAGCCUGCACGACCCGGGGCUGUUUGGGUAGAACGAGCGGUUCUCUGGGGCCACAGGAAGGACCCGGCUUCCUGGACGCUUUGGAAGCUUCUGUGUUCUGCUCUCCAUGUGGACCUUCUGACCUGUUGAAAUGAGUCAAUGAACGAAGAGCUGAAGGUGUCUAAUAAACGUGUCUGAUUCAAA
Molecule: messenger RNA, 1185 nt
Organism: Pungitius pungitius (ninespine stickleback)
Lineage: Eukaryota; Metazoa; Chordata; Actinopteri; Perciformes; Gasterosteidae
Gene: rangrf
Product: RAN guanine nucleotide release factor
Exons: 1
Coding region: 455-1033 (192 amino acids)
Biological process (GO): protein import into nucleus; regulation of sodium ion transmembrane transporter activity; regulation of membrane depolarization
Cellular component (GO): nucleus
Molecular function (GO): small GTPase binding; transmembrane transporter binding; sodium channel regulator activity
Source: RefSeq, a predicted model, not a curated record